Messenger RNA from Rotaria sordida, 1296 nucleotides. Lineage: Eukaryota; Metazoa; Rotifera; Eurotatoria; Philodinida; Philodinidae. The record is from the annotation of a GenBank genome assembly.
AUGUCUGUUGAAACAAAUAACAACAACUACAAUCAUCAAGAUCAGCGCAUACCAUUUUAUUCUAUUGAAGGUACACACUAUGAAUGUAGUUUUAAACUUGGUCAACUCAUAGCACAGCGAAUACGAGAACGAAUUAAAAAAGAAUCGAACGAUCUACAACCAUUAUUUAAUUUUAUAAAAACUGAUGUUGGCUCGAAAUAUUUUAAUUCAUAUACAGCUACAAUUCAAGAUGAAUAUCCUUGGUAUUAUGAUGAAUUAAAAGGAUUAAGUGAUGGCUCUGAAGUUUCUCUAAAACAAAUUUUGGUAUUAAAUUAUAAAAAUGAACUGAAGGCAGCAAAUGAUAUAUACGAGGAACAAGAAAAAGAUGAACGAGGACGUAGUUCAUGUUCAACAGUUCUUAUAAAUCGUCUCGACAAUUAUGAACAGCUGUUGUUUAUUGCACAUAAUGAAGAUGAAGCAGAUUCAAAUUGGAAUACGAGUUAUAUCCUCCAAGCAACAGUUAGAUCAAGUGUUUAUAGAAUUAAUGGAAAGGAAGAACUAAGAGAAAGUCCAAAUGAACGAUUUAUAGCGCUUGGAUAUGCUGGACAACUUGCUGGUAAUGGUUUUGGAGCAAAUCAUCAUGGUUUUGUUUUUACAUACAAUGGUCUUUAUCCAAAAAUACCUCGCAUAAAAAAUUGUCUAUCACGUCAAUUACUCAAUCGUCUCGUGUUAACUGUUGAAAAUGAACAACAAUUAGAUCAAAUACUUAAAACACAGUUAACAGCCUAUGGUUUCAAUUUGAAUGUUGGUCGAUUUCGUUGUUCAGAUGAUAUUCCUGAAAAAUAUUUAUUGAGUUAUGAAAUUGGUCCAUCAAAUGAGAAUGAAAAAACAAAUCAAUGUAAUAUUAACUAUAUUUUAAAUGAGAAGCAGGUUGAAGAUACUCGAAUUAUUAUGAAGCAUAAGGAUAUUCUAUCAUCUUCAUUCUCACUCAAUUACUAUUGCCACUUCAAUCACUAUAUUCAUUUACAAACUGUGCCCGAAGAAGAUAAGCCACUUUCAUCGAGUAAAAUGCGUGCAAAACGUGCUAGUGAAUUUGGUGAUAUAAAAAUAUCAAAUCAAGCAUUGCAAUUACUCGGUGAUGAAAAAUAUAAAUCUGAACAUCCCAUCUAUCGUCGUGCAUCAACAGGUCAAACAAAUACGGUAACAUUAUGUACAGCUCUUAUUGAUUUCACCACAUCAAUGCUGUAUGUUUAUGAUGAUAAUCCAGGAUUGAAAACAAGUUCACCUUUUUUUGAAUUUGAUUUAAAUAGUUUAUAG